Molecule: messenger RNA, 336 nt
Organism: Rotaria sp. Silwood2
Lineage: Eukaryota; Metazoa; Rotifera; Eurotatoria; Philodinida; Philodinidae
Source: the annotation of a GenBank genome assembly
AUGUAUGAUAUAUGCAAUUGUCAAUUAGCAAAUAGAACAUGUGCCGAUGAUUUUAUUGUUAGUCCAAAUUUAAUAUCAAAAUAUAUUUCACAAUUAUCUGAGAAUAAAAAUAUAAAAAAAGUUUAUGAUGUUUUACUAACAGCUGAUGGUCCUGAGAUUUAUUUUUGCUUAGCAUCGAUGUUCGUUCCACUAGAAACACCGAUUAGUUAUUAUCAAAUUUUACAAGAAACAUUAAAAUAUCAAUGUUUAGCAAUUGGUUAUAGAUUAAUGAAAUAUUUACAUGAUGAAACAAGAUUUUUUGGAAUUGUUUUAAAGCCAGACAGGCACCCAGGUUGA